CAAAAGUGGCACCACCUAUAAAAACACACGGAGAGAGAGAGAAAAAAGGUCUUAUCUUCUCAACAAAGAGCUUCUUUCAAUUCCACCUCACAGAGCUUCUCUGUCUCUCUCUACUACUCAGAUCCAGCGCUUGAAGUACCAAAUUUUGGUCCUCCCAUGGCGUAUUCAUUCCCGGAGGAAGUGCUGGAGCACGUCUUCUCGUUCCUGAGCUCCGACCGGGACCGUAACGCGGCGUCGCUGGUGUGCAAGUCGUGGUACGAGACGGAGCGGUGGUGCCGCCGCCGCAUCUUUGUCGGUAACUGCUACGCCGUCUCUCCGGAAGUCGCGAUCCGGAGGUUCCCGGAGGUGUGGGCGGUGGAGCUGAAGGGGAAGCCGCAUUUCGCGGAUUUCAACCUCGUGCCGGAGGGAUGGGGCGGUUACGUGCGCCCGUGGGUCACGGCGAUGGCGGCGGGCUACCCGCUGCUGGAGGAGAUCAGGCUCAAGAGGAUGGUGGUGACGGACGAGUGCCUGGAGAUGAUCUCAAGGUCGUUCAGGAAUUUUAAGGUUUUGGUUCUUUCGUCGUGCGAGGGGUUCACUACGGAUGGGCUCGCGUCGAUUGCGGCCAAUUGCAGGAACCUAAAAGAGCUCGAUUUGAGGGAAAGUGAAGUCGAGGAUCUUAGCGGGCACUGGCUCAGCCAUUUUCCCGACGAAUACACUUCUCUUGUCUCACUCAACUUCUCCUGCUUAAGCUCUGAGAUCAGCUUCUCGGCUUUAGAACGCUUAGUUGCACGGUCCCCUAAUCUAAAAACCCUCCGCCUAAAUCGAGCCGUGCCUCUCGAUAAGCUAGCCAAUCUUCUUCGCCAUGCGCCCCAGCUGGUCGAGCUUGGCACCGGCGCGUAUUCAGCCGAUUUUCGGCCAGAUACAUUUUCGAGCCUCACAAAAGCAUUCUCGUCCUGCAAGAAUCUUAAAGGCUUGUCGGGUUUUUGGGAUGUGGUCCCGGCUUAUCUCCCGGCCGUUUAUCCCGUUUGCUCCCAAAUCACAUCACUCAAUUUGAGUUACGCCACAAUUCAGUGUUCGGAUCUCGCAAAUCUCGUUACUCAGUGUCGUAAUCUGCAUCGUCUCUGGGUUCUUGAUUACAUUGAAGAUAGUGGCCUUGAAGCAAUAUCCGCCUCGUGCAAAAACCUAAACGAGCUUCGCGUCUUCCCGUCAGACCCUUUCGGAGCCGAGCCGAACGUCUCCCUAACCGAGCGGGGACUCGUCUCGAUUUCCGCCGGCUGCCCGAAACUGGAGUCUGUCCUCUACUUCUGCCGCCAAAUGUCGAACGCAGCUUUGAUCGCCAUAUCCCAUAACCGGCCGAACCUAAUCCGUUUUCGCCUCUGCAUAAUCGAGCCUCAGGCUCCCGAUUACCUAACCCAAGAGCCGCUCGACUCAGGUUUCGGCUCGAUCGUCGAGAAUUGCCGGGACCUCCGGCGACUCUCGAUGUCGGGCCUGUUAACAGACCGAGUCUUCGAAUACAUCGGGGCCCACGCCAAGAAACUUGAAAUGUUAUCAGUGGCUUUUGCUGGGGAUGGUGAUUUGGGCCUGGCCCACGUGCUGUCGGGCUGUGUGAGUCUGCGGAAGCUCGAGAUAAGGGAUUGCCCGUUUGGGGACGAGGCCUUGCUGGCGAAUGCGGCCAAGCUGGAGACAAUGCGAUCCCUUUGGAUGUCGACAUGUGGCGUGAGUUUCGGUGCGUGUAGGCUGUUGGGCCAGAGGAUGCCGGGCCUGAAUGUGGAGGUUAUUGACGAGAGGGGCCCGCCGGAGUCGAGGCCCGAGAGCUGUCCGGUGGAGAGGCUUUAUGUUUACCGGACGGUGGCCGGGCGGAGGGGGGACAUGCCAGAUUUCGUGUGGACGGUGGAUGGCGAUGAUUCGGCUAUGGGAUUUUCUCGAGCCAGUCGAGGAGGAGCCCGUCUAACGGUUGAGACGGCGGAUCGAGUAGCUUGUUAAUUUUCGAUGUUUUCUUUCUUUGCUUGGCUGAAGUACUUAUUGAGUGCAGUUCAGUUUGGUGCAAUAAAGACAGUUUAAUGGUUUUAAGUUUUUUCAUUGGAGGUGAUUAAUUGAGUUGGUAUACUAUGGGAGGUUUUAGGUUUUGUCAAGGAAUUUGGUAGACUGAUAUGUGAUAAGAUCCAUCAUCUUCUUCUGUGUUGCUGCGGAUAAUUUGUCACUUGAUUUGGAGAGAUGGUUUUAAAAGUCAUUGGUUGUUAUGUACCCCAUGUUGAAGAUCAUGAUGAGCAGCUCCCCAUCGUUCUCCUCUGCAUGCAUUUCCUUUUAUUUUCCCUGCUUUUAUUUUCUCUGUUUCUUUUAUUUUCGAACGGCGUCGUUUCUGAUAUACUGUACACGACGUCGUUUUCUUCUCUUUUAAUUAGUUUUGGGUUUAGUCAUGAACGACGUCGUUUUGCUAAUCGACGUCGUUUAAUUUGUCUUCUUGCAUGUUAUAAAUUCCUCCAUGUUCUGAUUUUUUGGUUGAAUGAAAUGUUCUGGAAAAUCCAAAACUUUGUGUUGUGAUUUUAUGAGAAUAGGGCGAUCGACACCCCAUUCUCCUUGUUAUCAAAUGACUAUAAGUCUAUAAUAAUA
Striga asiatica is the source of this 2589-nucleotide messenger RNA. The record is from the annotation of a GenBank genome assembly. Lineage: Eukaryota; Viridiplantae; Streptophyta; Magnoliopsida; Lamiales; Orobanchaceae.